This is a messenger RNA of Alosa alosa (allis shad), 1222 nucleotides long. RefSeq lists its product as uncharacterized. The transcript has 3 exons. Bases 171 to 1220 code for a protein of 349 amino acids. The record is from RefSeq and is a predicted model, not a curated record. Lineage: Eukaryota; Metazoa; Chordata; Actinopteri; Clupeiformes; Clupeidae.
CUAAAAAUGACAUUUCGUCACAAGACUAAGACUAGGACUAAAUUAAAAAUAGGUGACAAAAUUAACACUAGCUUUACCAGGCGGCGCAUUAUUCACAGCUCCACCUAAGUGCUGUACCACCUGUCCUGAGCUGUACUGAGACAGAGCAAUGCUGGCACAAGCCACGGACUAUGGGUGUGAAACCAGGUCGCGUAAGGGACAUGGUUGUCAUGGCAGCUAAGCCAAAACAGCGGACCGUAGGAGGUGGUGUCAGGAGCACACUGUAUAAAGCGGUGAAGGGGGAGCUGCCAGAUCCAAAUGUGCUGAGAGUUGCUGAGGUUUACGCUGACUUCGCUGCGGAGUUGGCGCCUCUCAUCACCACCCUGGCAAUCAGCCCUGAUAUCCCUCUGAUCGAUUCAGCCCUCGGGAAGGUCCAGGAGGGAAGCCUCAUUGCCAUGCAGCACCCGGUCGUCGUCAGUAGGUGUAUCCAGUACCAUCCCGACGCACCUCCACCACCACCUCUACCGCUGGCUGAUUACAGAUUGGAGCCUACAACCUGCCAGUUUGUUUGCAGUCUUCAAGAACAGCUGCAUCUAGUUUCCCUCCAAACCAGUUGGGAAGCAGCCAGACAGGUGGAGGCCUCUACUCGCGACCAAAGCCUUUCAGCUGAGUGGUACCGGGUUAGGAGCCAGCGUGUCACGUCAUCCCACUUCAAAGAGGUCUGCCACAUACGAGGUGAGAGUGCUGCACAACAUCUUGCAGAGAGGAUGCGGAAGGGCGUGGUUCAGACCGCUGCAAUGAAGAGGGGCCUGGCACUAGAGCCAGUUGCUGUUGAGGAAUACAGCAGGGUCAAGAACAUCAACUAUUGGCCCUGUGGAUUUGUAAUCCAUCCUGACGCUCCCUGGUUAGGUUGUUCCCCUGAUGGCCUUCUAUUUGAUCCCACAGAAAACCCUCCAUUUGGCUUGGUGGAAAUCAAAUGCCCCAAUGCUAAGAGCUAUGUUGACUGCAAGUACUUGCGAUCAAAUGGCAACACCAUGUCACUUAAACGGCAACACGCCUACUAUUGGCAGGUCCAGGGGCAGCUUCUUGUCACUGGCAUGGAAUGGUGUGACUUUGUUGUCUUUGCAGAAGAUGACAUGGUCAUUCAAAGAAUAUACAGAGACACAGAGAUUGCUGAAGUGAUACGGGAGAGGGGAGAUCACUUUUUCUUUUAUUUUUACAUGUCUGUUUGUUUAAAAUAAUC